Epinephelus lanceolatus (giant grouper) is the source of this 1724-nucleotide messenger RNA. RefSeq names its product butyrophilin subfamily 3 member A3. The record is from RefSeq and is a predicted model, not a curated record. Gene Ontology annotation, molecular function: protein binding. NCBI's taxonomy places the organism in Eukaryota, Metazoa, Chordata, Actinopteri, Perciformes, Serranidae.
GCCGACCGUCAGUCUGGCAUGUAAACAAGGUCAGACACUGCAGCAGCACAGUCCAAACACUUCCUCCACACACGGACGGCUGUUUGCUUUCACAGCAGGAGAAGAAGAAAACUUCUUAACCACACCUGUGAGGAGAAAGAACUCUACAGAGUCAGCCAAGAUGAUGCAGUGUUUUCACUUCAUGGUGGAGCCGGCCAAAAACUUAACGGCCAAGAUAAAGGAAUCUCACAAGAGAGCGAAGAAUGGGAAGAGGGAGCCUCUGGACGAGGAUCAGCUGUUUGUUGUGGAUCUGGCAAGAGAUCUGAGCCGAGUGUGCCAGCGGUCAGCAGUCUUGGAGCACAUCUGGAACCUUGAUGACACCUGGCCAACGGCUCUGUGCAGGAUGAUCAUCCUACAGUGGGCCUCCAUGUUAGAGGGCAAGAAGAGGCCCAUGCAGACAGAUGGCUGGCCAGAGAUGGAUGAGGUCAAACAGCCUGAUAUAUUUAAUGAGCAGGACCUGCUGCAGGCCAAAAAUGUGAUCCUCAGCUGGGUCAAGGACCUGAGAGCUCAGCCUGAGCAAAGUGUGUGGCCUGGUGAACCUGUGGCAAAGGUUCUGGAGGACAUGCAGUCAGCCUGGCGCUGGGGCCGCGCGCCCAACCUGCUGACUGCCAUGGAGCUAGUUUUUCUGACGUUACUGGUGCAGCGCCCAGAUAAGGAUACCAUCCCGCAGCAGUGGCUCAUGUGGAAGCAGAAGACUCAGAAGAUUGGUGCCAUAUCCUACAUUCCUCAGCCAGUGUGGGAUUGGAUCACAGAUGCUGCAGUGGAGGUGACUCUGGAUCUGGACACAGCCAAUCCUGACCUGCUCAUCUCCACUGACGAGAAGAGAAUGCGCUGUGGCUUCGAGAGAAAGGACGUCCCCAACUACCACCAGCGCUUUGACGGCUGGUGGUGUGCCGUCGGUGUGGAAGGCUUCACCUCAGGCCGGCACUACUGGGAGGUGGAGGUAGGCGAGCGGGACUGGAGGCUGGGCGUGGCCAAAGAGGCGGCCCUGAGGAAAGGCUUCAAGUCCCUGAACACAGAUACGGGUUACCUGAGCCUGCGGCUGGAGAGGGGCACUGAGCUGAAGGCGCUGACCGUUCCCUUCACCUCCCUGCCGCCUGGCCUCAUCCCCCGCAAGGUGGGCAUCUACCUCGACUACGACCGCGGCCAGCUGUCCUUCUAUGACGUGGACAAACACUUGCACAUUUACACCUACAACGAGAGCUUCGAUGACAAGCUGUUCCCCUUGUUUGGCACCGUGGAGAUCAUCAAGGAUCUGGUGAUCAAGUCUCCAGCAGCUAAGAGCCAGUGUCUCUGCCCCACAUCCUGCCUCUGGGGUUGAGUUUCCCGCUGUCACCUCUUCCUUUAGAAGCCAGUAGAUAUCAUAAUAAAGUAUAACAAAUGGUUAUAUCCUAAUCACUGGGAGGAAUCAGAGAUCCUGAUGUAAAAGACCAUCAUUUUGCUAUUGAAUAGCUCCACUGUAUGACCACUCUCUAUCCUGCUGUUGCUGCUGCUGCUGCUUUAAUGUGAUCGUUGCGUCCACCUCCUCACUGUAGAGUAACAGUGCUACUCUUUGCUCACACACAUAAUGUAUUUUCAUAUAUUUGAAAGAAAACCUAUAGUGUUAAUGUCAUGUAUUGUGCAAUAUUAACCCUGCAGUAAGAAUGCACUUCUGUGAAUGAUUAAUAAACUAAAUCCAUGUCUUA